Messenger RNA from Dothidotthia symphoricarpi CBS 119687, 915 nucleotides. Its product is annotated as DUF1749-domain-containing protein. Lineage: Eukaryota; Fungi; Ascomycota; Dothideomycetes; Pleosporales; Dothidotthiaceae. The transcript has a single exon. Bases 1 to 915 code for a protein of 304 amino acids. The record is from RefSeq and is a predicted model, not a curated record.
AUGUCCCACCCAGGCACAGCACACAUCUACGCCCCCUCCCUCCUAGCCUUCGAGCACACCCCCCACCCAUCAGCCCAACCAACCAACACACUCCUCUUCAUCGGCGGCCUAGGCGACGGCCUCCUCACAAUCCCGUACCCGCGCCACAUCGCCGCCGCCCUCCCACCCACAUGGUCACUAUGCGAAGUCCUCCUCUCAUCCUCAUACACCGGAUGGGGCGUGGGCAGCCUAGCGCGCGACGCUAUGGAACUGGGGGAGUGCGUUGCGUACUUCAAACAAAGAAGGGGAGGGGGGAAGGUGGUGAUAAUGGGGCAUUCGACGGGGUGUCAGGAUAUCAUGGAGUAUCUUGUUGGUGAGGGGAAGGAGGGGAGGCCGCGGGUAGAAGGUGUGGUGAUGCAGGGUGGUGUUAGUGAUCGUGAGGCGUGGGGGGAUUAUGUUGCGCGGGAGGGGGGGAGGGGGGCGUUUGACAAUGUGGUUGAGAUGGCAAGGCGGAUGGUAGGCGAGGGGAGGGGCGGGGAUGUUAUGCCUAGUAGGGAGAAUGUUGUUAUGCAAGAGUUGGGCGCGCCGAUGAGUGCGCAGCGUACGCUUGCGCUGCUGGAUAAAGGGGGCGCGGAUGAUUACUUUUCGUCGGAUUUGGAGGAUGGUGUGUUGGAGGGUACGUUUGGGAGGAUUCCCGGGGAGACGGUGGUGUGCUUUUUGCUGGGCGGGGAGGAUCCGUAUGUACCAAGGAGUGUGGAUAAGGAGGCGCUGAUGGGGCGGUGGGCGGAGGUUGUUAGACGGGGUGGGGGGAGGGUGGAUGGAGUGAAUGGUGGGGUGGUGGAAGGGGCGCAUCAUAAUCUUGAUGGGGAUCCGGAGGAGGUUGUGCAGGAGUUGGUUAGGAGGGUUUGUGGGUUUUUGGGGGGGUUGGGGGCGUGA